Molecule: messenger RNA, 16530 nt
Organism: Penicillium cosmopolitanum
Lineage: Eukaryota; Fungi; Ascomycota; Eurotiomycetes; Eurotiales; Aspergillaceae
Product: non-ribosomal peptide synthetase
Exons: 3
Coding region: 1-16530 (5509 amino acids)
Biological process (GO): amino acid activation for nonribosomal peptide biosynthetic process; secondary metabolite biosynthetic process
Cellular component (GO): cytoplasm
Molecular function (GO): phosphopantetheine binding; catalytic activity
Source: RefSeq, a predicted model, not a curated record
AUGGAGGACACUCAUUUUACCAAAGAUGCAGAAUUGGUAUCCUCUCUGACAGAAAACAAAAAGCUCACCACGAGUAUCAUUGAAAGCGAAGAAAAAAUGAAAUUUGAGAUGACAGAUAUUUGGACUCUUAACGCCACCCUCCCAGAGACUGUCCAUGAAUGUGUGCAAGACCUGAUUUCACAGCGCGCAACUGUUGAGCCAAAUGCGCCUGCUCUUUACGCCUCCAACGGCAAGACCCUUACCUAUCAUGAUUUAGAGGCUUUCUCGGAUAGUUUCGCUCAUAGCUUGAGUCAGAUUAUUGGCCCUGGGUCACUUGUCCCAUUGUGCUUCGAGAAGUCCAUAUGGACAGCGGUAGCAAUGCUCGCAGUUUUGAAAUCUGGAAACGCUUUUACGUUCCUGGAUGUGUCCCAGCCGGAAGUUCGACUGCUAUCAAUUGUGCAGCAGACUCGGGCGAAAGUUGUACUAUGCUCCGUUGGGCAUCAAGAUCUUGGAUUGAGCUUGAUGAACUUGAAGGACGGAAAUUGUGAUAAUGUGGCCGCCACCCGCCUGUAUUCUGAUAUCGAUGUUCUCAUUGUUGCACCACGCAGAACAGCUGAGAUAUCAACUGCUGGUAACCACCAGGAGCAAACUCACCAACCAAAACCCGAAUCAACUUGCUACGUCGUUUUCACCAGCGGGAGUACUGGAACGCCAAAGGGCGCAGUCAUUUCCCAUUCGAGCAUCUGUUCUGCUAUUCACUAUCAGCUCAACCAGCUGGGUUUCUCAUCAAACUCGCGUGUGUUUGACUUUGCAUCACACAGCUUCGAUGUGGCCGUACACAACAUGUUAGCUACCCUUGUUAGCGGAGGCUGCUUGUGUAUACCUACUGAAGAAGAACGAAUUCAAGAUCCAGCUGGUGCUAUAGCUGCCAUGGAAGUCACUCUUGCAAAUUUGACCCCAUCCGUUGCUCGUCUGAUUGACCCGGCUCGGGUUCCCAGUCUGAAAACCCUCAUUUUUCUUGGAGAAACCCUCACGCAAGCCGAAGCUAAGCGGUGGGAAACAUCGUCAACCAAACCGCGGAUCAUAAAUACAUAUGGUCCAGCAGAAUGUACGCCAAUCAGCACGAUUGACCUCAGUAUGGAAUUCCGAGAUGACACAAAGAACAUGGAAAUUGGUUUUGGCGUGGGUGUCUUAUGCUGGGUUGUCGAACCAGAAAACCACGACAUUUUACUCUCGCCGGGAAAAGUAGGAGAGCUUCUACUAGAAGGACCGGUGGUUAGUGAGGGAUACUUAUUCGAACCAGAGAAGACGGCCAAGGCCUUCAUAUCAAGUCCUUUGUGGCUUCGCCAACACAGGCCAUCUAGCCGUCUCUACGCGACCGGCGACUUGGUGCAGCACAACGAGGAUGGCAGUCUUCGAUUUAUGGGUCGCAAAGAUACCCAAGUGAAAAUCCAUGGGCAGCGCGUUGAGUUAGGUGAAAUUGAGUAUCAUGUUCAGUCUUGUUUUCCUAGCGCGGUGCAAACGGUCGUCGAUUCUGUACCCUCGGCGACUGGGAAAUCUCUGGUUGCUUUCUUGCAGGUUGCCAGCAGCCAAGAGGAGGUUGCUGAGAUGAAGAUUACUCGACCAUGCGAAACUUUGACAAGCGAACUUUCGUGUCGAUUGCCCAAUUUCAUGGUUCCCCAGAUCUAUAUCUUGGUUCCAAGCAUCCCGCGCACCCCAUCGGGAAAAACCGAUCGCAAGGGGUUGAGAGAAUCUGGCACUCGACUGCUCAACUCCCAGCCUCAUCAUUCUUCGAUCGGCACAGAAUUGGAGCCCCGGUCAGAGGCCGAACAAACGGUGCAGCUCCUGUGUGGAAUUGUGCUCCAAAAAGGUCCGGAGAGCAUUGAGUUGGACCAUUCAUUCUUAACGAUCGGCGGAGACUCCCUAAUGGCCAUCCAACUGGUGGGAGAAGCGCGUAAAGAAGGAAUUCAGUUGCGAGUGGUGGAUGUGAUGAAUCCGAAAAUCACACUGCGUGAGUUGGGUCGCUUGGUCAUCCCCGUGACUGACCAAGACGCACCUGCAGUUCCUCCUCCCUUUUCCUUGACUGAGCAUCAUGACUUCGAAGAUAUUCAAGAAAUUGCGCGUAUCUGCGACAUUGACCCAUCAUCGAUCGAAGAUGUAUAUCCAUGCACGCCGCUCCAGGAGGGACUGUUCGCGUUGGCGAUGCAAAGGCCGGGUGACUAUAUCUUGCAGACAACACUCUCACUUGAUGGUUUGAAGGGGGAAGCUGUCCAGAGAUCAUUGGAAAAACUUUACAAUGAGACACCAAUCUUGCGGACGCGAAUUGUGCAAAACAAGCCUGGAGGUCUCGCCCAAGUUGUCAUCAACCACGAAGAGAACAGUAUCCAGUGGACUCGGAGAACAGAUUUGCAAGAAUAUCUAGAAAUGGAUAGGUCCGACCCUAUGGAAACUGGAAGAGCAUUGACGCGAUUUGCGCUCAUCGGAGAUGCAGACGAUGCGAGUGCAUCAAAAUGGAUUGCGAUCACUCUCCACCACGCUCUCUAUGACGCAUGGUCUCUGGAUUUGAUGCUGAAACGACUCGAGGCCCUUUAUCUUCGUGAGCUUGGCCAUAGCUCCCCAGUACUUCCGUCCAAGUCGCAAUUCAACUCUUUCCUGAGGUAUGUUGGAGAGCCAAGAUCUGUCUCGAUAGCAAAUGAGUAUUGGCGAAAGACCCUUGAUCACACGGAAUCUGUUCAGUUCCCUGCGCUUCGAAAGAACGAGCAGAGCCCUGUACAAAAGACCUCAACCAUGGAGUUUCAUUGUCAGCUACAAGAUAGUGCCCGAUCUUCUCAGGCCACCCUUUCAACAAUCAUCAGGGGAGCAUUGGCCAUUGUUAUUUCACGCCACACUCAAUCUUCAGAUAUCACCUUUGGAGCUACUGUGUCAGGCAGACAUGCCCUCGUCACAGGUAUUGAGGAAAUUGUCGGGCCAACAAUUGCCACAAUCCCUAUAAGAGUUCAGCUGGAUGAUAUUGAGACAACCACGGUGCUCGAAUUACUGCAACAUCUCCAGAAUCAAGCCACCCAGAUGAUUCCCUUUGAACAGAUCGGACUUCAAAACAUUGCUAAGCUGAGCGAGAGUGCAAGACAAGCCUGUGAUUUCCAGACGCUGCUCGUUAUUCAGCCAGAAGAGCGACAAGAUAGGCAACAGAGCAAAAUGUCCUGGUAUACUGAGACAGAGCAGCUUAGUACAUACGCACUCACGCUCGAGUGCUUUAUCCGCCUCGACAGCAGUAUUCAAGUUCGGGCCAGGUAUAAUCCCGCCGCUCUUGAUGCCUGGCAUUUGAAGAUGAUCCUGGAGCAGUUGAGUGGGACCAUCAAACAGCUUGUCGAUGUCAAUUCUGCCAGUAGGCCUCUGCAAGAGAUUGACUUACUUCCUGCACACCAAAAAUCCUUGAUUUCGAAGUGGAAUGGCACUGUUCCAACUGGAGUUGACAGAUUCAUUCAUGAGCUUAUUCGAGAGCAAGUCACUCAACAGCCAGAACGCCCCGCCAUCUCUGCUUGGGAUGGGACAUUUUCAUACCGAGAGUUGCACGAAUAUACAGAGAAUUUAGCUGCACACCUCCAGUCGUUAGGUGUGCAAAAAGGAUCAUUGGUUCCAAUAUGCUUUGAAAAAUCUUUGUUCGCAGUUAUUUCAAUGCUGGCCGUGCUGAAAGCUGGCGCUGGAUUUGUUCCCAUUGAGCCAUCACUCCCGCCCGGUCGACGUCAGAAUAUUUUGGAGGAUACUUCAGCGCAGCUGGUAAUUGCAUCUCUCCAGCAUGCAAAUAUCUUUCACGAAAGCUUCGAUGGCCAUGUGUUUGUAUUAAGCUGGGAUGUCCUGGAAACGUCAAUGUCAAAUCAUGGCCACGGUCUCAAAAGUCAGUACUCCAACGACACAGCGCCCUCAAGCUCGGUCGCAUAUGUGAUCUUCACUUCGGGGACAACCGGCAGACCCAAGGGUGUUGUUGUAGAGCAUAAAGCUGCCAGCUCUAGCUGUACUGCUCAUGGUCGUGCUCUUGGCUUCUCUCCUACCAGUCGCGUUUUGCAAUUUUCCUCCUAUGCUUUCGAUGCUUGCAUCGCCGAAAUCUUUACGACACUCAUUUUUGGAGGGUGCAUUUGUAUUCCGUCCGAUAGUGACCGAUUGUCACGACUACCUGAAGCUAUUAAUUCGCUGGGAGUCAAUUGGGUCUUCCUCACCCCCGCCGUGGCUCGCUUAAUCGAACCGACUGCCGUAACCUGCGUCAAAACAAUCACGAUCGGAGGCGAAAAGUUCUCUUCAACGGAUGCCGAAAGAUGGUCUUGCGAUGGUCGUCGGGUAAUUCUCGUGUAUGGACCGACCGAAUGCUGUGUCUAUUGUUCUGGACAUGAUCUUGAGGAUGGCGUUGAUUCUCGCUUCAUCGGCGUCCCAUUCGGAUGCGUUGUCUGGGUGGCGGACCCGAAUGACCACAACCAACUGGCUCCUCUGGGUUCUAUUGGCGAACUUCUGAUUGAAGGCCCCAUUUUGUCUCGCGGGUAUCUCAACGCCCCCGAUAAAUCCAAAGAGUCGUUCGUUACCGAUCCCGCUUGGCUGGUAGAAAGAGGCCGCCAGGCAAGGCUUUACAAAACCGGCGAUCUCGUCCAAUAUUCUCCGCGAUCUUGCGAGGAUGGGAGCCGACUGAGAUAUGUUGGUCGUAAAGAUACACAGGUGAAGAUUCGAGGUCAGAGAUUGGAACUGGCCGAAGUUGAACAUCACGUCAAACAAUGCAUCGCCGCGAAGCAAGUCGUCACCGAAGUCGUCAACCCCGGUGACACGAAGUCCAGUGAACUGCUUGUCGCAUUCAUUGAAAUGCCAGUGCGAGCUCUCUCAAUUUCGAACCGUGUUCAAGAGGAGGUAUUGGAGAACAAUGAUAAUGUCUCCGCCACCAUCUUUUCUCCGUCUCCUGACAUGGAGCAACAGAUUGUCCAAAAACUUCCCAAGUACAUGGUCCCGGAGUUGUACUUUGCCAUGACGGGCUCGAUACCCCGGAUGGUUUCUUCUGGGAAAACCGAUCGGAAACUUCUGCGACAGCUGGGUGCAACGCUUGUUCAGCAUCACAGGGCUACGACUGAGGAUUCCGAAUGCAAGAAGCGUGCACCCUCCAGUGAAGACGAACAUCGAUUACAACGCCUCUGGAUGCGCGUCUUGAACAUACCGAAUGAGGAGCAGAUUGGCAUCGAUGAUAGCUUCUUCCAACUGGGUGGGGAUUCGAUCAUGGCUAUGAAACUCGUGGCUGAAUCAAGGAAGGACAUGUUGACCUUGACUGUCGCAGAUGUCAUGAGAUGCUCUACAAUCGCCGCCCAGGCUCAAUUACAAGGGCAACUGAGUCUUUCUAGCAACUCGUCACACGAUUAUCAAGUUGAACCAUUCUCUCUAAUCUCCUCCGAGGUGCAUAUGGAGUCACUUGCUUCAGAACUCCGCCUGCCCUCCGGCGCGGGCAUUCAAGAUGUGUACCCUUGCUCGCCAUUGCAAGAGGGAAUCAUGGCGUUGGCCUCAAAGAAUCCUGGAGACUACGUUUUGCAAAAUGUUCUUGAGCUUUCUGCUGAUGUCAAAAUUGUUUCUUUCAAGAAGGCAUGGGAAGAGACACUUCGAUUGACACCAAUUCUACAAACAAGAAUUGUCUCCCAUCAUGGCCUUGGACUCUUACAGGUUGUCCAACCAGAGAAAAUUGAUUGGGUAUACCGAGACAACGAGGAUGUUGAGGCAUACUUACAAGAGAGUAAGCUUGCCCCAAUGGGACUUGGUCAGCAAUUAUCUCGCUUCGCUCUCCUUGGAUCGCCUAGUCAGCCGCGGUACUGUGUCUGGACUCUGCAUCAUUCAUUGUACGAUGGAUGGACCUUGCCGUUAAUCACAGAUUUGGCUAGCUCCAUAUACUCAGGGGAAUCGUUCACUCCCCAGAGGGCACAAUUCAAGAAUUUCAUCAAGUACAUUGAGCAGAAUAAAGGAGCCGAAACAAACGCCUACUGGCAACACACACUUGACAACCAUGAAGGAAGUCCCUUCCCCCCUUUGCCACCCCAUGUUCGGGAACCGGUCGCAGACAUGAUGAGGGAACAGGAUAUCUCCCUUCUCGCUACCAAAUCUUCCGAUAUUUCGACUUCGGCCCUACUGCGUGCUGCACUGGCGUUGGUCAUGAGUCGUCACACCUCGUCUCCUGACAUUGUGUUCGGGGCAACGAUGUCCGGUCGUAAUGCGCCAAUCCCUGGAAUUGCUAGUAUCGCGGGGCCUACCAUUGCGACCGUGCCAAUUCGAAUGAAAGGUCUUUCUUCUUCGAGUGCCACAACAGUCUCCAGGUGGUUGCGUGAUGUGCAACAACAAGCCAACGGAAUGAUUCCCUUCGAGCAAACGGGUCUGCAGAACAUCGCUCGGUUGAGCCCUAGCUGCCAGAGUGCCUGCCAAUUCCAGACCUUACUAGUCAUUCAAGCAGAUAGUCAGACUCUUGCCUCGUCCCAAAAAUCCGCUUUUGGAACAUGGCAAACAGCAGAGGACCAGAGUGGGUUUACCACAUACGCACUGACAUUGGAAUACCUGCCACCAACGAGACCAAGUGAAAUGGGCAGAUUCAGGGCAAGAUUCGAUUCCCGAGUUAUCAGCUGCUGGGCAGUAGAGAAACUCUUAGCCCAGUGGGAAUAUGCAGCAAACCAACUAGCAGCGGCAGCUAUCAGGGACACGGACCAUGAGAUGGGUACUUUACUUGCGGAUCUUGAUCUUUUGCCAUCCCAAGACCGUGCUGUGCUCAGUGAAUGGAACAUUUCAUCACCACCCCCAAGUGUGAUUGAACGGUGCGUGCAUGCAAUGAUAACCGACCAAGCUCAGGCCAGACCAACCGAAUUCGCAAUUGAAGGUUGGGAUGGAAAGCUCACCUAUCAAGAAUUGAAUAUCUCUGCCGAUCGUCUCGCUGAGCAUCUUAUUGAUCUUGGUGUAGGGCCAGAAGUACUUGUUCCUCUAUGCUUCCCCAAGUCUAGCUGGACCAUCGUGGCCAUCUUGGGUGUUUUGAAGGCGGGAGGUGCUUUUGUUCUCCUGGAUCCAACUCAUCCGACAGAACGGCUAUGCAUGCUAUGUGAGAAGAGUCGGGCCACAGUGGCGGUUGCUUCCUCCUCUUCGACAAGUGACAGAAUCCGGCCUUUCGUCGAGACUGUUAUCAUAGUGGAUAAAGGGAUCACCAGACGACACUGGAACGCACCAACUAUGAUUCCUGCAUCUCCCAACAUCUCUCCUCCGAAUUCAGCUUCCCCAUCGUCCUCCUUCAGCAUGCAAAUGGUGUCUCCCAGUAACACGGCCUACGUGAUCUUUACAUCUGGCAGCACUGGAGCCCCCAAGGGAUGUAAAAUCGAACAUCGCUCCUACUGCUCGGCGGCGGUUAACCACGGCUCCGUCCUCCAGAUGUCGCCCCAGCUUCGCACAUUGCAGUUUGGCUCAUAUAGCUUUGCCGGAGCAAUAAUGGAGAUCCUCAUGACUCUCAUCCAUGGUGGCUGCGUCUGCGUUCCCACUGAAGAAGAGAGAAAUCCCAGUCUUUUAGGAAAUGCAAUUCAACGACUGAACGCCAAUUGGGCUUUCCUUACCUCCACUGUCCUCAGCUCCCUUCGCCCAGAGAUGGUAUCAUGCCUCAAGACUGUCUGUGUCGGCGGAGAAGCCGUUCAUGCUGCGCAAAUCACCCAAUGGUCAAACAAGGUCCAUCUUCGACAAACAUACGGGAGUGCUGAAACAUCCGCCGUUGUUUCUUCUGCACGUCUGACCCAAGAUGCAGCCACGGGAGAUGUUGGCAAACCGACAACUGGUAGAUAUUGGAUCGUGGAUCCAACGAACGUGGACAGGCUCGCGCCUCUGGGUGCCGUGGGUGAGGUCCUUAUUGAGGGACCCACUAUUGGCCGGGAGUAUUUGGAUGAGCCCGAGAAAUCGGCUGCAGCGUUCAUUCAAGUACCGAGCUGGAGAACAGAUAUCUUCGGUGGUGCAACGACCGUUUCGAAGUUUUACAAAACAGGAGAUUUGGGCUCUUACACCCAAGACGGGGCAAUCAAACUCUGGGGAAGGAGAGAUACCCAGGUAAAACUCAGAGGCCAGCGUAUUGAGAUCGGCGAGAUCGAACACCAGGCUCGGUUAGCCUCCGACGUGGUCAAGGAGGUUGCUGUUGAGAUUGGCAUUCCAAAAAGCGGCGAUGGCAAAAUAACACCUAUUCUGGUUGCAUUUUUCGUCUUGCAGGCAAAGUGUGAGAGCGAGAAAGAAGGACGUACCAUUAUGACUAUUGUGCGGCAGCGGCUGCAGGACACCCUUCCGCAGUAUAUGGUUCCAUCGGCCUUCCUAGUGCUUUCAGAAAUGCCCAAGACGAUUUCCAGAAAGACCGACCGCCGGGCCUUGAGAGAACUCGCCGCUUCUUACAAGCGAGAGGAACUUUUGACACUGGGUGCCUGUGACGAUGAGCCGAAGCGACCACCGACAGCAGGUAAAGAGAGAAUGAUGCAAACUGUCUGGUCUCAUGUGCUAGCAAUCGACCCGACACGCAUUGGCGCAGACGAUGAUUUCUUUCAGCUCGGUGGCGAUUCCGUCUCAGCCUUGAAGCUCGUUGCUGAAUCCCGCCGGGUUGGUCUUGUUCUUUCAAUAAGCGAUAUUUUUACCAAGCGAAUACUGGCAAGCCUAGCAAGCACCGCUGAAACUGCACCUUCAGCGAAGAAUAUUUCCAUUGAAAAGUUUUCCCUGCUGGAAAACAGCAAGUUCAAUGAUGCAACAGAGCUACGAGGUGAGCUAGCUGCAUCUUGUGGUGUGAAGAGUGUUCAAAUUGACGACGCAUAUCCAUGCACUCCACUUCAAGAAGGCCUGCUUUCCCUGACCCUGAAGCAGCCGGGCGACUACGUUCUACAGAAUGUGCUUGAGCUGUCUGAUAAAUUGAAAUUAGAGGACUUCCGAGCCGCAUGGCAGCAGACCGUAUCAGCCGUCUCUAUACUCCGCACUCGAAUUCUUCAGCACAAUGGCCUUGGUCCCGUCCAGGUGGUGAUUAAUGAGGAGAUUGAUUGGCGACGAACAUCCGAAGACCUGAAUUCGUUUUUAUCCCAGGAUAAGAUUCAGCCCAUGGACUUUGGACUUCCUCUGUCACGAUUUACCUUGGUAGGAGAUCAAAACGGGGACAUUCGUUGGUUCGUCUGGACUGUGCACCAUGCGUUGUACGAUGGCUGGUCAUUGCCUCUGAUUAUAGAUAUGAUCACUGACACAUACUUAUCCCGUGCCACCCCAUCACGUAAUGAGUUGGCACCGUUUGUCAAGUACUUACAAGAGACCAAGUCUGAAGAGGCCCAGCAGUAUUGGGGCUCGGCCCUUGCGAACUACGAGUCCGUUGCCUUCCCAAUGCUAGCAACCCCUUCUCAGAUGCCGACAGCAAGCUGUGCAAUAGAACGGACUGCUUACUUGCCGCAAACGAAAAUCGAUUCGCAAGUACCUUUGGCCACGUUAAUCCGUGCCGCUUUAGGAAUCACCAUCAAUCGCCAAACCAGGACGAACGAUAUUAUCUUCGGCGCGGUGUUGUCUGGACGCAACGCGUCUGUUCCAGGCAUUGAAGCUAUUAUCGGACCGACCAUCACAACUGUACCAAUUCGGGUGCAGUUUCCCAAUGAUCAGUGUGUCGGUGAAUAUUUGAAUGGAUUGAAGCAGCAGUCAAUCGACAUGAUUCCAUUCGAGCAGACUGGCUUGCAGGAUAUUGCCAAAAUCAGUCCAAGUGCAUGCGAGUUUCAGACGCUCCUUGUAAUCCAUCCCGCAGAGCAAAGACAGGAUUCCACCCAGAAUGACGCUUUGGGGACUUGGUUGACGGAUGCUGAUCAAAACGGCUUCACCACUUACGCUCUGACAUUGGAAGUCUUCUUACCUGCCACAGGCGAGAGCGAUCUUCGAAUCAGAGCCUGCUUCGAUGAGAGCUUUAUUGGCGAGUGGGAGACGAGUCAAUUACUUGACCAAUUCUUUAUAGUUCUGCAGCAACUGGUUGAUGCUACCCCGCAGAAGAUUGUAUCGGAUAUCGCGGUAAUGACGGCAAAGGAUCAGGCCAAAAUAUGGAGCAGCAACCAGUUUGUUCCCCAGUCAGUGGAUCGAUGCGUUCAUGACCUCUUCAGAGAACGUACGGCUAUCCAACCCCAUGAAAUCGCCCUGUCGGCUUGGGAUGGAGAAGCGACAUAUGAGGAACUUGAUAUUCUCUCCGAUCGACUAGCGACGUGCUUGGUCGCACAUGAUGGCUAUCAUAUCGGUGCGAUCAUCCCUCUCUGCUUUGAAAAGUCGAUGUGGACUGUGGUAGCCAUGCUUGGGUGUAUGAAAUCCGGCCUGACGGCGGUUACAAUGGAUAUCACACAGCCGGUAGAGCGACUACAACUUAUUGUACAACAAAUCGGUUCUCCGCCUUUCAUGCUUUCAUCUGUUCAAGCAGAGGCCCUUGCAUCGGAGCUCUUGUCUGCGGACUCGGUUACAUUGGUUGGGCCAAAUCUCAAGAAACUGGCUUCUUCUCAUUCCAGCCAACUUCCCUUGGUUGAUCCAUCUACUCCUGUUUGUGUGGUCUUUACCUCCGGCAGCACGGGUGUACCCAAGGGACCCGCUCUCACGCAUACCGGCUUUGCUUCGGCCAUCCAUCACCAAGCCAAAACAUUUGGCCACGGCCCUGGAGCCCGUGUAUUUAAUUUCGCGUCCUACAGUUUCGAUAUUUGCUGGUUCGAUAUACUCCAUGGCCUUGCUAGUGGCUCAACACUAUGCAUACCAUCAGAGACAGAGCGAAAAGACGACCUCGAAGCCACAAUAGCUCGUUCCGGCGCUACUGUCCUAUUCGUGACUCCAUCUGUCGCGCGUAUGUUAAGACCAAGUGCAAUUCCUAGUCUCCGUCUUCUUGCAUUGGGAGGCGAGCCACAAAGGUGGGAUGAUUUUCGACACUGGCCCGAUCGUGUCACCAAGCUCAGUGUUUAUGGUCCGGCGGAAGAUCCCAUCGAACCAUACCGAUUAGUUCCUUUGGGUGCCGUGGGAGAGAUCUGGCUCGAAGGUCCUCUUGUUGGCGCAGGAUAUAUCGGGGAUGAGGAAAAGACCGCGGCCGCGUUUAUUGAGGAUCCAGACUGGUUGCUUGAAGGAGGGGGGCAAGCCUGUAUCCCCGGGAGACGAGGCCGACUUUACAGGACAGGUGACAUGGCCCGAUAUAGCUCUGAUGGACACCUGUUCUUCAUGGGUCGAAAGGAUACCCAGGUCAAGAUUCGGGGACAACGAGUUGAACUCGCUGAGGUUGAACAUCAUGUUCAUCGGGUCAUGCUAGGCUCGGGUCGGCAGGUCGUCGCUGAGAUCAUCACGAUGGCGAGUGAAAGGAACGAUGCUAGCCCGAUGCUGGUAGCCUUUGUUGAGCGGGAGACUUCGGAAGAUGCUGAAAAUGAAAUGGACGGCCGAGAUGAACUCAAUAUGAAGCUUGUCUCCAUCGAGUCCAAAAUCAUUAAUGAGUUGCUCAACAAACUGCCUAGCUACAUGGUUCCAAGAGUCUACUUCUCCGUCUUGUCAAUUCCACGAACUGUCAAUGGCAAGACAGACCGGAAACUACUUCGGCAAAUGGGCUCGCAGUUCUCAAUCCAACAGCUGGCCGAGCUAAAUGCUAGAACUGAACAGACAAAACCACAACCCACCACUAGUGCCGAAUUAUGUCUCCAGCGACUCUGGGCGCAAACUCUCAAUCUUCCUGAAGAGAGAGUUGGAAUAGACGACAAUUUUUUCCAGUUGGGAGGAGACUCAAUUUCUGCCAUGCGCUUGGUCGGUCUGGCCCGCACUGAAGGGAUUCCAAGCCUGACCGUGGCAGAGGUUUUCCGCCUCCCUUCGCUGUGCGAGCUAGCACGAUUGCACGUUCCUGUCAAGAGUGUUGAUUUGGAAAAGGAUCAACCAGUUACGCCAUUCUCCUUGCUUCCUCGAUCUAUUGAUCCCGAGAUAAUUUGCAAGGAGCUGAGCAGUUCUUUUGGUAUAUCCCAUCAUGUUCAGGAUUUAUAUCCCUGCACUCCGCUCCAGGAAGGUCUGCUCGCCUUGACAUCCAAGAACGCCGGCAACUACGUAAUGCAAAGCGUGCUGGAACUACCUCAAUCAGCUGAUUUCCAGCUGGGGGCUUUCAAAUCAGCAUGGGAUGAAAUUUUCAGAGCCACAGAUAUCCUCCGAACACGUAUUGUUGAGCACCAUCAGCUUGGGCUCGCUCAAAUUGUCACCACUUACAAUGGCAUCGAAUGGUUGGAAUCCCGCACAGAGAAUUUGGAAGCCUACCUCCGCGAAGACAAGCUGGUUUCUAUGGGAUUUGGUCAGCCAUUGACACGCUUUGCCUUGGUUGGAUCACAAGAGGCUACUCGCGGCCCUAAAUGGUUUGUCUGGACAGUUCACCAUGCACUUUAUGAUGGGUGGUCGCUGCCGAUAGUUACUGAAAAGGCCGCCACAAUUUAUCGUCGUCUCAUCAGUUCCGCUUAUCAAUUCGAGGAUUCGCCUCCCGUCGCAAAGUUCAGCGCCUUUGUUAAAUACGUGCAAAGUCAGAAGACGGAUGUAAAUCUACGGAGCUACUGGGAACUUGCCUGCACAUGUGGAGAGGAUAUUACGGCCUACCCUCCACUGCCGGCUUCUGUGUGCCAGCCCAUGACUGAUCAAACUCUUGAACAAGCCUGUCCGUUGGCUUCGUCAGUUCAACGAUCGAUUACCAUCUCAACUCUCGUUCGUGCGGCUUUGGCGCUUCUCAUCAGUCGACGAACCGGAGCCACGGACGCUAUUUUUGGCGCUAUUGUUUCUGGACGUAAUUCUCCCAUCCCAGGAAUCGAGCACAUUGAGGGCCCAACCAUUGCUACCGUCCCCCUUCAGAUUCCCGUCCCUGAGAUGUGUAAAGUGGGUGACUAUCUAGCCCAGGUGCAGCAACAAGCCACGGAGAUGAUUCCCUUCGAGCAAACUGGGCUACGGGCGAUCGCAAUGGUGAGCGAACAAGCUCGUCGGGUUUGUGAAUUCCAAACUCUGCUGGUUGUACAAUCCCCAGAUCAAUCAGUGGAAGGGGAGACCCAAAAGGACUACGGUACUUGGCGCACCGAUGCCAACCAACAAGGCUUCACGACUUAUGCCUUGACCAUUGAGUGUUUUCCCAUGAAAGACCAGCCAGGAAUGACCUUCCGCGCAACCUUCGAUUCUCGCGUGAUCGAUACCUGGCUGGUGGAGAGACUUUUGGUUCAAUUAUCAUUCCUUGUGCAGCAACUAGACAUGGUCGACCCGGAAAGUACCUUAGCGGAAGUUGAGACACUGCCCUGUGAGGAUGAAGAAAUGAUUUGGAAUUGGAAUAAGUCUGUACCGGAGAAAAUCGACCGUUGUAUCUACGAGCAGCCAAACGCACCAGCUGUAUGCGCAUGGGAUGGCGACUUCAGCUAUCACCAACUGAACGAUCUCGCCGAGCGACUGGCAUUCACUCUGCUAGCGGUCGGCGUUACACCAGGGCAAAUUGUCCCAUUGUGCUUUGAAAAAUCCAAGUGGACAGUAGUCGGUGUUUUGGGAGUCUUGAAAGCAGGCGCAGCUUUUGUCUUCCUGGAUGCAGAAACACAACCCGAGGCACGACUACGCGCGAUUACCCAUCAAGCAAACGCAAGCGUGAUUUGUUCUUCUCUUGCCCAUCAGAGCCUUAGCCGCAGUUUCGGCGCCGCGGUUGUUGUGGUGGGCCCUGAAUCUCUGACCGCAGUCCCUACGCCUCUUCCGCGGGUGGACCCAGCCAAUCCGCUAUACCUCAACUUUACCAGUGGAAGUACCGGUCAGCCAAAGGGAGCCAUAGUCCCUCAUCGAAGCUUUGCCUCGGCGCUGCAUCAUCAGUUGGGACCGCUCAACAUCAACCGUGGCACGCGUCUAUAUGACUUUGCAUCCUACAGCUUUGAUGUAGCCAUUCACAAUGUGCUCGCCACCCUCUCCGCUGGUGGGUGUCUCUGUGUGCCAUCCGAUAUGGACCGCAAGACCAGGUUACCCGAAUCUAUGGAGGAGAUGCGGACAAACUAUGUUGAUCUCACUGCGUCUGUCUCGCGCCUUCUUGACCCGCGGGAUGUCCCAAGCCUUCGCACGUUGACACUUGGAGGUGAGCCAGUGAGCCAAGACGAUGCCGAGAGGUGGUGGGGAAAUAUUGAGUUGAUUAAUUCAUGUGGUCCAUCAGAAUGUACCCCAAUGAGUGUCAUUAACGCCGAACCUAGCAGCCCGACGGCCCUGCGCCGUAUUGGUCUGGGUAAGGGCAUGCUGACCUGGAUCGUGGAUCCCACCAACCAUCAUCAACUACUUCCAGUCGGCCAGGUUGGUGAGUUGGUUCUAGAAGGCCCGCUUCUCGGCGCUGGCUAUCUGAAUGAUCCCAUCAGGACCGAAGCAACUUUCAUUGAGCCCCCACAGUGGCUGGCAUCCCGCCGUUCAUCACCAACUCGCGUGUACAAAACCGGCGAUCUCGUCCAGUAUUGUGCAGAUGGAAGCCUGCACAUCGUUGGUCGUAAAGACACUCAAGUAAAGGUCCGCGGGCAACGGGUUGAACUGGAGGAAGUGGAACAUCAUCUACGACUCCUUCUGCCGCAAGAUGCCAAAGUCACUGCUGAGGCGGUUGUGAUGGAGCCUUCAGCCACUCUUAUCGCAUUUAUCUGCCUCGACUCCCAGUCCACCAGCUCAAAUGCUCAGGUGAGCGACAAUCAAAUGCCCAAAAUUGCUGCCAUGGCCAGUGACCUGGCAGAAAAGAUGUCACACCCUCUUCCACCUUACAUGGUGCCCUCGCUUUAUGUGCCCCUCGUCGCCAUGCCGAUGACUGCGACCGGCAAAACAAACCGAAAAGAACUUCGCGCACUUGCAUCCUCGCUCUCUCGUGAGCAACUCGACCUUAUGAGAGGCUUACCUACAACUAAGCAGCCCCGCCGCCAGCCGGUCACUCCGUUGGAACAUCAUCUACAGAGCCUGUGGGCUCGAAUCUUGCAUAUGCCGCAGGAAAUCGUUGGACUCGAUGAUAAUUUCAUUGCGCUUGGUGGGGAUUCUAUCACAGCUAUGCAAGUUGUUGGUGGAGCUCGCAAACAAGGACUCAAAUUCUCCGUCGCGGAUAUAUUUCAGCAGCGGACGAUCGCAGCGCUCAUUGUGAAUUGUGUCUCGGAUGUGGAAGAGGAAGCAGACUUGAUAUACAAGCCCUACAGUCUGCUAGACGAUGCUGAUAGGCAGGGAAUUUUGUCGACUAUAUUGCUACCUGAAAAUGUCGAGGAUAUCCUUCCAAUGACUGAUUUCCAAGUCCAGAGCGUCAAGCAGCCAUGCAACUACUUCUACCUUGACAUUGGUACUGUGAAGGUUGAUGAAGGGCUAUUGCGAACUAGUUGUGAGCUGCUUUCUCAACAUUACCCAUUGCUUCGAAGCACCUUCGUGUCUUUCGAGAAAAAUUAUUUCACAAUUGUGCGACAACAGGGACCGCCGGCGUUUGCCAUCGUCGACACUAAAAGUUCUCUGGAUAAAGCCUGCACCGCCAUCUGUGAACAGGAUUCUCGCCGCGGACUUUCCCCAAAUGAACUUCACACUAAAUUCAUUCUUGUUCGCAGCCAUCCUGACACCCAGGAGACCGAACUCUCGCGGCUUAUCGUUCGCCUCUCACAUGCGCAGUACGAUGGUCUUUCUUUGGCAUCCAUGCUACAAACCCUAGCGGACGUUUACGAUGGCAAAGUACAGCACCCUCGAAUUUCAUCACCCAACUCAUCUUUCCCUCCUUACCUGGCCCACCUGAUUAGCCAGCGCGACCAGUCGCGUUUACAUUGGACUCGCCGUAUGACCGGUUCAAGCAACACCCCGGUUUCCUCGUCUCUUUCCAACAACCAGCCCUCCAGUUCCCCUUCAAAGUCACAGACCUUCCACAAGAUUCAAGCAGAGGAAAAUGUCACACUUCCCAAACAGAACUUUGAUCAUGUUCCUCACUCAGCUCUUAUUAGUUCUGCUUGGGCGAUUUUGCUAUCUUGUAUGACCGGCCACAAUGACGUCGUGUUUGGUCACCUCGUCGCGGGUCGUGAAAAUCCCCAUGCCGCUCACGAUGUUAUUGGCCCCUGUGUCAACAUCAUCCCUGUCAGAGUGCAAGUUCCACCAAAAGACAAAAUGACCGCCUCCAGCAUUCGCGAAAUUCCAAAAAUGAUCCACGACCAAUUGCUUUCUCUGGAGGAAACGGGUUUCAUGAUGGGCUGGCAAAAUAUCAUUCGCUCUUGCACGGACUGGCAUGAUGAAUCUACCGGCAGCAGCCUCUUUUUGGAGUCUUUCGUUCAACAUCAAAAUAUCAACGAGAACCCCGAGAUCAGUUUUGCUGGUAACAGUGCCAAACUCCACUGGUAUGAGAAUCCAGAUGCGUUGGCCACUUUGCCAUUGGGAAUUGUUUCUCAUCCUUCUGCGGGGGGUUUGAGAAUUCGAGUUCUGGGAAGUAGCGAAUUACUCACGGCGCAGCUUGCAGGGAGCCUAGUGAGUAGGCUGUGUCAGAUUGUGAAAAUUCUUGUUAGUGAGGGAUGCGACGAGGCCGGGUCUUUGAUAUGGGAUGCAAUUGGUCCUUGA